CUCCUCCCUCUGUGCGCGCCCCCCGCAGCCUGACAGCGUGCGCGCCCCCGCCUCAUUAGCCGCCGCCUGGAGCGCGCAAUGCGCAGCCUCAGUUCCUUGUUGAAGAUGGCGGCUGAUAAACAGAAGCAUCAUGACGGGAGGGUAAAGAUCGGCCACUACAUCCUGGGGGACACGCUCGGGGUGGGCACCUUCGGCAAAGUAAAGAUUGGCAAACAUGAACUAACUGGGCACAAGGUGGCUGUGAAGAUACUGAACAGACAGAAGAUUAGAAGCCUUGAUGUGGUGGGAAAGAUUCGGAGGGAGAUUCAGAACCUGAAACUCUUCAGACAUCCUCAUAUCAUUAAGUUGUACCAGGUGAUAAGUACACCGACGGAUAUCUUCAUGGUAAUGGAGCAUGUCGCUGGCGGGGAGCUCUUUGAUUACAUAUGUAAAAAUGGAAAGUUGGAUGAGAAGGAAUCCCGGCGUUUAUUCCAGCAAAUCCUUUCUGGUGUGGACUAUUGCCACAGGCACAUGGUGGUGCACAGAGACUUGAAACCAGAAAAUGUUCUUCUUGAUGCACAUAUGAAUGCGAAGAUAGCAGAUUUUGGCCUAUCAAACAUGAUGGCUGAUGGAGAGUUUUUAAGGACAAGCUGCGGUUCUCCUAAUUAUGCUGCACCAGAAGUAAUAUCAGGACGGCUCUAUGCUGGCCCAGAAGUGGACAUAUGGAGCAGCGGUGUGAUCCUCUACGCGUUACUGUGUGGGACGCUUCCGUUUGACGAUGACCAUGUGCCAACCCUAUUCAAGAAGAUCUGUGAUGGCAUUUUCUACACGCCUCAGUAUUUGAACCCCUGCGUCAUCGGCCUUCUCAAGCACAUGCUGCUCGUAGACCCCAUGAAGAGGGCAACAAUCAAAGAUAUCCGAGAACAUGAGUGGUUUAAACAGGAUCUCCCAAAGUACUUGUUUCCAGAAGAUCCCACGUACAGUACAAACAUGAUAGAUGAUGAAGCCUUAAAGGAAGUGUGUGAUAAGUGCGAGUGCACGGAGGAGGAAGUGCUGAGCUGCCUGUACAGUCGCAAUCACCAGGACCCAUUAGCAGUUGCUUAUCAUCUGAUCAUAGACAACAGACGAAUAAUGAAUGAGGCUAAAGAUUUUUAUUUAGCUACAAGUCCCCCGGAUUCAUUUGUUGAUGAACUACAUACACCCCGCCCGCAUCCAGAAAGAGUGCCGUUCUUGGUAGCCGAGUCCCCACGCCAGAGACAUACUCUUGACGAGUUAAACCCGCAGAAAUCGAAGCACCAAGUCGGAGUUAGAAGAGCCAAGUGGCACCUAGGGAUUCGGAGUCAGAGCCGUCCGAACGACAUCAUGGCGGAGGUCUGCAGAGCAAUGAAACAGUUGGGCUAUGAGUGGAAGAUAGUGAAUCCAUACUAUCUACGCGUCAGGAGAAAAAACCCAGUAACCAGUAUGUACACUAAGAUGAGCCUGCAGCUGUACCAAGUGGACAGCAGAACGUACCUGCUUGACUUCCGCAGUAUUGAUGAUGAAGUUACUGAAACCAAAUCUGAAAGUGCCACCCCCAGACGUUCAGGUUCCCUGAGCAAUUACCGGCCACCCCAGAAAAGCGACUCUGAUGCCGAAGGCCAGACAAAGUCAUCUGAUGGUUCUGUCCCUUCAUCCCUGACCUCAUCUGUAGACUCCUCCAACACGGACUUGGUCCCUCGGCCAGGAAGCCAUACUAUAGAGUUCUUUGAAAUGUGUGCUAAUUUAAUAAAGAUCCUUGCACGCUCAGAAAGAAGAGACUUGCCAUGUACAUCCUGUACAGGAGGAUGACCACUUCUACCAGGAAAAAGCCAAACCAGCUUGCCGGAUGAGAUAAAGCCAUAGUUGAGGGACCCGGCAGGAUGCCAGAAAGAUAACGCAAUAGUAAGUCAGUAAGAAUUGGCGUAGAACAGACAAGUCAAUACAUUAAUUUUGGGAAGGUGGACAAACCUCUUACGCACUGAAGUGGCAGGAGCUGCUAACCGCUCAAGAGUUCUCACAAUAAACCGCUUCUUACCUUUUCUCUAUAGGAAGACCUAAUACUUCAUAGAAGUAAUGCAUUCCUUAUGCCUAUAGAGCUGUGAAACUUGAAUAUUGCAUUACACAAUGAUUUACAUUUUAAGAUUAUCAUGUUAAAUGUUUAGUGACCUUUAAAUUAAACGUUUUCAUUUAAUCCAUUAGAGAAAUAUUUAAUAGUACCUUUACGGAGAGCUUCAGCCACAGGCUGAAAUCCUUAGGUGGUAGCAGCAGGUUCAACGUGCAGAUUGUAACUUACAAAGAAGCCUGUGUGAUGAAACAUUAUUGUACUUGUUAAGGUGGUUAUCUGGUGGUUUUAACGAUUAACGAUAUCAAUGUGCACGCAGCAUUCUCACCAGGGCUAUCCUUUCUUCAGGUACUGUCACACGGCUACAACAUGCUGCCAUUAUUAUAGCUGCUUCUCCUCCUGGGCCAAAUGGAACAGCCUGUUGCAGAAAGUGGAAUUUUGAUAUGAGAUUUAAAGCAGCAAUUGUUUUAAAGGCAAAAGUUAUGCCUUAAGCAAUUCGCGCUUUAAGGGUGCCAUUCAAUAGUUUGUGUGACUUUACUGCCUGUCUAAAGUGCCUGAGAGCUAUUCAUUUAUUUGGGUGGCCAGCUCCAUGGCUGCACUUGUUGCGGAUUCUGCCCACACCCGCCAGGUGAAGUAGGGCUUCGGGCUGGGCACAAUUGGCGGGCUGCAGUUACUGCGCUUGGCACAGUAGAAACCGCUCAACAUAUACUGUGCAUUCCCUUGCGAGAAAGGGGCCAGCAUGAGAAUUGAAUAGCUCUCGCGCACUUAGCCUGGCAGCUAAAUUCCCGACCAUCAACUGAAUCGCCCUCUAAAUCACUGAAAUUUUAGAACUCUCCGCAACCUGCAGGCUUUUAAUGUUUGCUACAGUCUAUUUUACUCCUGCAAAAUGCUGAGGUGAAACGGGACGACUUCAGGAAUCUAGAUUACAAUGAAAGAUGCAACGCAGUGAUUUAAGGCUCAGCUUCAUCUGCUUUUUAUAGCCCUAUGACAUUUAUUCUUGGUGUCACUGGGUUCGUAAUCCAUAUGCUGCGUUCAUACGAAGAUCUUAAUAAGCCUACGCAAUGCCGGCCUCUACUGGGCACAUUUAAAAUAGUUUUAGAAAGAACUAAUGUGUUUGCAGCAUUUCUGUUAAUGGAUUACAUGGAAAAGUUGAAGCCAUUCUUGAACCAAGGAAAUUAUUUUAAUGCACAAUUAUUAUUAUUUGUAUUUGCAUUUCUAUUCUGUAUUCUAUAAUCUCUUAUCCUAUGUUUUAGAGAGACUGAUGAUAUUUCAAGUAGUGUUUGCCUUUGCAGCUAUGGUGGAUGGCAAUGUAACAUCAUGUGGCAGGCUCUUGAUGCAAAGCGUUGA
Messenger RNA from Pseudophryne corroboree (corroboree frog), 3406 nucleotides. RefSeq names its product protein kinase AMP-activated catalytic subunit alpha 1 (gene PRKAA1). Lineage: Eukaryota; Metazoa; Chordata; Amphibia; Anura; Myobatrachidae. Gene Ontology annotation, biological process: protein phosphorylation; intracellular signal transduction. The transcript has 10 exons. Gene Ontology annotation, cellular component: cytoplasm. The coding region runs from base 79 to 1806 and encodes 575 amino acids. The record is from RefSeq and is a predicted model, not a curated record. Gene Ontology annotation, molecular function: ATP binding; AMP-activated protein kinase activity.